CUGUUACUGUAAUGUAGAUCGUUGCCGGGGUAACAGCGCCAUCUUCUGGUCAACGCUGUGCUGUGCAUGCCGAUAAACUGAUAGGUAAUCCAUUACUUUUCCUUAAAGUCAAUGAUUGUCGAUUACAAGCCAGCGAUUCAAAGUUCAAUGAGCACGAGCAUCAUGUCGUUCUCUUGUCGACUUUUGAUUCCAUGGAUUAAACACGGGACUUUGCACAAAUCCUUCACGGGUCAUCUGGGACGGAGCUCCGCGCGGGGCUACUAUAACACCGGCCAAGCCGGGCCGGGCGGGACGUCCGGCGUCCGGGUGGUGGACCUCCGCAGCGACACGGUGACCCAGCCGGGACCGGCCAUGCGUCGGGCCGUGGCGGAGGCCGAGGUCGGGGACGAUGUGAUGGGAGAAGACCCGACAGUGAACGACCUACAGAAAAGUGCAGCGGCCUUGUUUGGGAUGGAGGCCGCUCUGUUCGUGCCCAGUGGGACCAUGAGCAACCUCAUCGCGGUGAUGGUGCACUGCCCGGCGCGUGGCGAUGAGAUCAUUGUGGGCGAUCUGUCCCAUCUACACAUCUACGAGCAGGGGGGCAGUGCCCAGCUGGCUGGCGUCCACUCCGCCACCGUCACCACCCUCCCUGACGGGACGUUUGACCUGAACCAGCUGGAGCUGAAGAUCCGCCGCGGCUACCCGGACCCCCACUACCCGCGCUCCCGCCUGGUGUGUGUGGAGAACACGCACAACGUGCAGGGCGGCCGCGUGCUGCCUCUGGCCUUCCUGCAGGAGGUGCGCGCUGUAGCCGACAGACACGGCCUGUCGGUGCACAUGGACGGAGCCCGGGUGAUGAACGCCGCCGUGGCCCUGGGGGUGUCUCCUUCCACCAUCCUGCAGCACACGCACACCGUCAGCGUGUGUCUCUCCAAGGGCCUGGGGGCCCCUGUGGGGACCCUGCUGGCCGGACCCCGAGACUUCGUAUCCCGGGCGCUGCGGUGCCGUAAGGCCCUGGGGGGCGGGAUGCGGCAGGCGGGGGUGCUGGCAGCCGCCGGGAAGUUUGCUCUGACGCAUUUGGUGCAGAGGCUGGAGGAGGAUCAUCACAACGCGCAAACCUUCGCCCGAGCUCUGCUCCAGUGCGACCCGGGCCUCUUCGCUGUGGACGCGGCGGCCGUGGAGACGAACAUCCUGCGGUUCUGUCUGCCGGAGCCCGGUCUGGGUCCCUCUGAGUUCUGCGCCCGCAUGGCUCGGGUGUGCGAGGGGGAGGAGGCGGCGCUGGGACAGGGCGUGCGAGUUCUCAUGUGCCCUCAUUUUGGGAAUUCGGUCCGGGCCGUGUGGCAUCUGGGGGUGUCCUCUGAAGACACGCAGCUGGCCAUCGGCAAGAUGGAGUUUGUGGCUUCACAGUAUUUGAAGGAAAAGCAUGAGUGAAAGCUGAGCAUUCAAAAUGUGUUGUCUGAUCACUACAGCCAAGAAACAGUAUAAAAACUCAAACAUGAUACAA
Messenger RNA from Betta splendens (Siamese fighting fish), 1483 nucleotides. RefSeq names its product threonine aldolase 1 (gene tha1). The transcript has 7 exons. Gene Ontology annotation, biological process: glycine biosynthetic process; L-threonine catabolic process. NCBI's taxonomy places the organism in Eukaryota, Metazoa, Chordata, Actinopteri, Anabantiformes, Osphronemidae. Gene Ontology annotation, molecular function: L-allo-threonine aldolase activity. Gene Ontology annotation, cellular component: cytosol. The record is from RefSeq and is a predicted model, not a curated record. Bases 112 to 1410 code for a protein of 432 amino acids.